AUGAAUCGUUUGUUGAACAGCCUAACGGAAACUGCCGGAUAUGAAAAGGGCUCUAUUGCAAUCCAUACCUUGCGCCGAGGCUUCGACAAUCGUGUACAGCCACAUGUCACGACCACGGAGCUUUCACAAGCCCUCGGUCACAAAUCUCAAAAGAUGUAUGAGCAAAAAUAUAAAUCACGGAUAUCCAGUAUUGAUGGUCAGGCCCUUUUCUUGAGAGGAACUACUAACGCGAAAUCGAUCGAGUAUCUGCGCAGUGCUGCCCGUCACCGAAAUGCCGAUUUGCCUCGGAAAUUGCCGGCCCAAGUAUUCGCUGACCUUGAAGAUAGCCAAGAAAUGACAGCGCUUCGGGGCAGGCUAGUAGCAUUGUCGUCUGAGGAAUGGGAUGAGCGCAAAAAGAUCGGGGAGAUAUAG
Molecule: messenger RNA, 411 nt
Organism: Letharia lupina
Lineage: Eukaryota; Fungi; Ascomycota; Lecanoromycetes; Lecanorales; Parmeliaceae
Exons: 2
Coding region: 1-411 (136 amino acids)
Source: RefSeq, a predicted model, not a curated record